AUGGGCAGUGAUCGUUCCGUGACAAGUUUAGGCACACAUUGUCAACAUGUUAUGAACUAUGUAGCUGAACAUCAAUAUAUUGCCAAACAAAGUUUACCAAGUGUUAGUUCAUUAGUGAUUUGUGGCUUCCCACGUACCCGUACGACAUUACUUUACAAUUUACUUGUUUGUGAUCAAAGUUGUCGUGCAUCACUGUAUAUUGAUACGGAUAUUGAAGUUGUUUCGCCGAUAGCAAGAUCCGACUUCAUCGAGAAAAAAUGCGGAAACAUCGGAUUUGCAUCCGAUUGUUAUGUGUACUGCAAAAACCGAGUCGAUUUAUAUAUGUUGUGA
Rotaria socialis is the source of this 330-nucleotide messenger RNA. NCBI's taxonomy places the organism in Eukaryota, Metazoa, Rotifera, Eurotatoria, Philodinida, Philodinidae. The record is from the annotation of a GenBank genome assembly.